This is a messenger RNA of Psilocybe cubensis, 1065 nucleotides long. RefSeq lists its product as uncharacterized. The coding region runs from base 1 to 1065 and encodes 354 amino acids. The transcript is spliced from 17 exons. The record is from RefSeq and is a predicted model, not a curated record. NCBI's taxonomy places the organism in Eukaryota, Fungi, Basidiomycota, Agaricomycetes, Agaricales, Agrocybaceae.
AUGUCAUAUGUUGGUAUCGUCCUCAUCGGACCUCUCGGACCCUUCCUAACGAAACGGACGGAGGCAAUCUCCUUUGUGGCGGUAAUCCACUUCAUAAAUACCCCUGCCAAAUCCGUGGGGCAUGUUUCGCCUUCGUCGCUCCCUCGCUCAUUCAACCAGCUCAUCAUGGUCGUCGACGUCGAACGCACAUUUGGCGCGCUCUUAAUAGGGGGUAUUGUAGCCUUCAACUUAUCUGGCUUAGUGACCGCCCAGGCCGUCGCGUACUUCAAGCGCUAUCCUAAGGAUUUCAGAUUCCUGAAGCUGAUGAGUCUGAAUAGGUUCCUUGACUUCCUGCAUACAAUCUUUGUCUCCAUCGCUCUCUGGGAUCAUUUAAUCGUUCAUUUUGGUGAUGUUUCUCGCAUCGACUUUAUUCCAUGGUCACUGGGGGCAACGGUAGCAUUAACGGGGAUAUUGACAAUCUUUGUGCACAUAUUCUUUGUUCACCGUAUCUAUCUAUUGAGUCACGGCAACUUCUUCGUCGUCAUACCCAUGGCCAUGCUAUCCGCCCUUCGCCUCUCUCUCGCCUUCCUAACCACGAUCAAAAUGAUUCAAAUCCAGAGCCUUUCAAGGUUCACCCACCUAUGGAAAUGGUCAUUCACUUUCGGUCUUUCCCUGUGUUCAAUACUCGACAUGCUGUUUGCCGGUUUACUCUGCUUCUUCCUACGGCAAAACCAGAAGAAGAACUCCAGCAUGAACAAUAUUAUUAACAGCCUCAUGCUGUACACAUUCGAGACCGGCAUGGUUAACUGUGCCGCCUCCAUUGCAACUCUCAUAUGCUGGGUGACUAUGAAAGACAACCUGAUCUUCCUCGGAAUUCACUUCGCCAUCGGCAAAUUGUAUGCCAACUCAGUCAUGGCAACUUUGAAUGCACGAAAGGAUCUACGCCAAACCGGCGGUCGCCCCUCUCAAUUUUCUGGCUCUGGGACAAACCCACAAGCCAUAAUGUAUCCCGAUAGCUUUACUGUAUCCAAAGGUUCGACGGUUAAAAUCAUGGUCGACCAAACAAAGGUUUCGACGUUUGAAUGA